Folsomia candida is the source of this 2656-nucleotide messenger RNA. RefSeq lists its product as uncharacterized. Gene Ontology annotation, molecular function: protein binding. NCBI's taxonomy places the organism in Eukaryota, Metazoa, Arthropoda, Collembola, Entomobryomorpha, Isotomidae. The transcript has 8 exons. Bases 283 to 2400 code for a protein of 705 amino acids. The record is from RefSeq and is a predicted model, not a curated record.
AGCUGGUAAGAUAUUUUCUACCUUUGGUAGAUUUACAACUGUACCUUAGGCACUCCCACAAAGAUUUGGGUCUAAAAUUUUUGUGAUGUGAGAUUCAUAAAGAAUUUAACACAUUUGUUGUUUAUCAUCUUGCCCCAUAGACAAAUUGGCAGUGAGGAAGGGCAAAACUCGGACGAAACACUUCCAUCAAACAGAUGACAGUAAAUUGGAAGAAUCAAUUUUAGUUUGUAAACAGAGUUGACAGUCCUCAAUUAAUUAAGGCUUUCGAGACUCGUUACAACUAUGGACUCGUUUUUGUAUUUUGACGAUAUCAAUGAUCCCGCCCUGAAUCCUAUGCUAAUUCCUGUGGUGGCCCACAUGAUUCUUGACUAUCUUCCCCCUAUCGAUUUACUAUCAUGCCGAGGGGUCUGUUCCCUUUGGAAAAAAGUGGCAAAUUCACUGCUUGUAGACCAACUUGACCAGCUUCCUCCAGUAACUUUUAAAAUAACAUCCUUGUCUAUAAGGAAUCCUGACCGCUCCGUUAGGUCCAUCAGGAAGAGCAAUGUCCCCGAGUACCUCGAUUAUUUAGAUCCUGAGGAUGAUGAUGCCAUCGAGGGUGAAUACCCCUUCCAAUUCUCGAGCUUUUACUUUAACAUGAUUUCCCUCAAGAGUUCAAGCAUUCAAGAUUUUCUCACAGUAUUUGGAAAUCACAUUAUAAAGCUGAAGCUCAAUUUGGAUUCUUUACCGCGCAAGACGCGAUCAGUAGGAGAAGUACAAGACUGCAUUGAUACCAAUUUUUCAGAUUCUGCAUCUGGCAUUGAUUCAGAAGCAAUAACAGAGUACGACCCACAAGGUGACAAAUUCUGCGAUUCGGAAACCUUCAGACGACUCCUGCUCGAACAGUGUACAAAUCUGCAACACUUAGUAAUCCUCGGUCUCCCGAUGAAUGUGGCUGCUAAAGGUUUCCUCAGAGAUGACGAUUUCGAGGAACCCACGCAAAUUGAAAGUAUUAAAAUUUACCACAAAAGCGGACGGCUGACAUAUUCUUCUAGUUUUGUUAGACAUUUGGUUACCAUAUGUCCAAACUUGGAAAGUAUGGGAUUCCACUCGAAUUUUUUUAGUGGAAACUACUUUACAGACUAUGAUCGCAUAUUCUGCAAGGCUUUACCUUGGAUCGAGAACCCAGUGUUCCUGACCGAUAUCACACUUUCAUUUACAUCUCGAGAAACACUCGACCUCCUGCUCGAUCGAAAGACUGAAUUAUCCCUGAAACGAUUAAGCCUGGGCUUAAUUACGACAAAUUUUGCCUUGUUGGAGGAUAGAUUAAUCGAAUUUUUAGAAGAGCAGAAAGACAGUUUAGAAUAUUUAUCCUUCGGUGCCGCCAAGAUGAAGAAGUGGUAUGACGGCGCAAUGUGCUUUGUACAUCAUCAGAGGGGUUGCAAAAUAUGCCUUCGAACCGGAGACCGUAUCCGAUUUCCGGACUGUAUGCCUAAAUUGAAAGUCUUGGAGUUAACGGUGCCAAUCAACCGGGCAAAAAAUUUUACAAGAAUAAUGGUGCCAAGGAUCAAUUUAAGGGAACAAUUUCCCUCCUUGGAAGCUCUCUGGUUGCCAGAGUCAUGCUCAAAUAAUUCAAACAAUGGACUCACAUUCUUCACGACAGGGAAUGAAGAACGACACGAACAACUGGAGUGGUUACAGUUCAAAGGACGGAUCAACGAGGCCACAAUGAUUCAAAUUGGAACACUUUUCCCACACUUGAAAGUUCUACAUCUUGGUUUCCAAUUACUUCCAGUUUUACAGAAGAUUUGGUCCUUUGCUUCCCCCUGCUUGGAAGAGUUAAUCAUUUCCUUGGGUUGGAACAAGCAGAAAGUUUUUGUCCCACUACAUGGCGAAACACCCAGUAUCGACUCCUUGUUCACCGGAUAUACUAAGGAACAACUGCAUUACAUAAAACAAGAUGGAAAAUUCGAAUUGAGGCCAAUCUUGCCAUCAAUCACCAAUUUGAAAAAUUUAAAACGACUUACAAUCUGGAACGAGAGCUGUGAAAAUUGCGCAAAUUGUGCCUAUGUGAGAAUGGAUGACUUUGUGAGUGAUAUCAGUGUCAAGUUUGCCUUUGAAAAGCUUAAAAAGUUGGAAUUUUUGCACGUGGACAAAGAGCAUCAGAUCUCCAAAGUGGGAAGAAGAAUCCUCCGCGAGACGAUGGGCUUCUCUGAGGUGAAACUUUCGGGUCAAAAAGACAAGAUGAGCGCAGACUGCUCGGAUCGGAUCGAGAUGACCAAAAUUGAAUCUUUUGCUCAACUUCAUCCAUAUUAUGGACGCAUCCAGAGAGAACUGCGGGCUGGAAUUCCUCCCAGAUACGAAAAGAAAGACGAAGAUUUUGAUGUUCAGAGCUACGAGGAGAAAUCAGAGUCGGGCUGGUAGAUACAUGCUUAGAUGUUGAUAAUUUAUUUAGUUAUUGACCUUUUGAUAAGUAUUACAUAUUAAAUACAUAUUGCAAUUACAAUAUAAGAGUUAGAUGCUUAGAGUAGACAGAGAUUUUAACUGUUUGUCAAUGUUAAAUCUUAUUAAUUAACAAUUUCGUUUUACUUGCAUAUACUACAUUUUCAGGAAUAUGCAUUGUAAUUUUUUAAAAACAUUGGAAUAAACUUGAACCGUUGGCAAUCUUUUGAGACAUGUA